Salvelinus sp. IW2-2015 is the source of this 4735-nucleotide messenger RNA. Lineage: Eukaryota; Metazoa; Chordata; Actinopteri; Salmoniformes; Salmonidae. The record is from RefSeq and is a predicted model, not a curated record.
CUCGCUUCGCCUCUUCCUCUCUGCCUACAUUUGAAGGCCCGCUACUAGCGCAACUUUAUUGUUAUUUCAACUGCAGACAGUCUCUUUGCGAGUGGUUUGAAAUGCCGUUGCUCCAUCACAAAUGUCUUUAUUUCUGAGUUGUUUAUAGUAACAUUGCUCAUGUAGUUGUCUUUUAAUCUAUUCAAACCCUGCAAUAUAUAUUUGGUGACAAACUACACACCUGGACAUAAUUUGUGGCAAAAAAAACCUAUGCAGUAAGGGAAUUUUAAAAAUACUUUUCGCUGCAUAAUAAGGCCUCAUCGAUCCUCGGUCUUUUGUACGGAUUUUAACCGAUUUCGAAUGCUUGGCCGGUGGCCUCUGCAGCAACCAGACAAUUAAAAUCCCGGUGCCUGACCAUGGCCAGUACAGUGUGACAGGCACCUAGUCCCAGUGAAGUGACACAACCGUUAACCUGUUACUGGCACUGCCCUGUGCUGCUUCAGUACCCUCACCAUUUUAACUAUAUAUAUAUAUUAAGCGCUCAAUGCAACCCUAACCUAUUUCCAAUUUAGACUAUCAUAGAUUUAGGUCUAACUGUCAGUCAGACACAGAGCAGUGCUAGUUCCCAUACACUCCCAGUAUGGCGUCGGUUCCAGUAUACUGCCUGUGUCGCCUACCCUAUGAUGUCACACGCUUCAUGAUCGAGUGUGACAUCUGUCAAGACUGGUUCCAUGGAAGUUGUGUUGGAGUGGAGGAAGACAAAGCAGCAGAGAUUGACCUGUACCACUGCCCCAACUGUCAGGUCACCCAUGGGCCCUCUGUCAUGAGAAAGCGGCGUGGAGGAACCAAGCAGGCUGAUGCUGGAGCCACUGGAGGAAGAGACACUUCUGGUCGACCGGUAAAGACUGGCACUCCACAGUUUGUCAGAGAGCUACGUAGCCGCACCUUCCCAAGUGCUGACGAGGUCCUGUUGAAGCCGUCGGGGGCCCAGCUGACUGUGGAGUUCCUGGAGGAGCGUUCCUUCAGUGUUCCCGUGAUGGUCCUCAGGAGGGACGGCUUGGGCAUGAGCCUUCCCCCGGGGAACUUCGGUGUCAAUGACGUAGAGCACUAUAUUGGUCCAGACAGGGUGGUUGAUGUGAUUGACGUGUCUCGCCAAGCUGACCUGAAGAUGUGUCUAGGGGACUUUGUGGAGUACUACAACAGCCCGAACAGAGACCGAGUCCUCAACGUCAUCAGCCUGGAGUUCUCUGAGACCAGGCUGUCCAAUCUGGUGGAGACUCCAAAGAUAGUGAGGAAGCUAUCGUGGGUGGAGAACCUGUGGCCUGAGGAGUCAGUGUUUGAGCGGCCCAAUGUCCAGAAGUACUGCCUCAUGGGGGUCAAGGACAGCUACACGGACUUCCACAUCGACUUCGGAGGCACCUCUGUCUGGUACCAUGUACUACGGGUAAGAAGAGCGCCGUUAUGGGACAUUCACCCUCGCUCUUCAUCCCAACAGGUAUUCACCCUCGCUCUUCAUCCCAACAGGUAUUCACCCUCGCUCUUCAUCCCAACAGGAUGGAUCCACGCUGUGCUGACUCCUGUGGACUGUGUGGCCUUCGGAGGGAAUUUCCUACACAGCCUCAACAUUGACAUGCAGCUCCGAGCAUAUGAAAUAGAGAAGAGGUUGAGUACAGCAGACCUGUUCAGGUUUCCAAACUUUGAGACAGUGUGUUGGUAUGUUGGCAAGCACCUGCUCGACACAUUCAGAGGUCUGCGAGAGAACCGCAGACACCCUGCUUCCUACCUGGUCCACGGAGCCAAGGCCCUCAACAAUGCUUUCCGCAUGUGGACACGCAAAGAGUCGCUGACUGACCACGAGGUGGAGAUUCCAGAGACCAUAGAGACUCAGCGUCUAGUGAAGGACCUGGCCAAGGAGAUACGACUGGUUGAGGACAUCUUCCAGCAAGGCCGUCCUGCGGCUCCUUUCACCUCUACACAGGGCUUCCCCACCCCCCUCCCCAAAGCCUCCCCUCUAGCUGUCUCCCAGAGUCCAGGCCGCCCCCCGGGGAAGAAGAGAGGCCCCAAACCCAAGGAUAUGUCCCCCAGCCCCAAGAAGAAGGGUCAAAAGGGCUUAAUGAAAGAGGACGAGAAAUUCCAAUGUGGAAACAAGAAAAACAAGAAGAAGUUAGAGCUGCCUCUGGAGGAGUUUGCAGGGAAAAUGAGCAAGAGCAAACUGAAACUGGUGCUGACCAACGGCAAAAUACAGGGGAAGAAGGGUGGUCGUUCAGGCAUAAGUAACAGUGCGCGCCGUGCAUCUCAAUUCCAGCACCAUGCUAUGGGAGGGUCUACCUUGUCAGAUUUUGAGUCCGAGGACGAACUGCAGAUUGAUGAAACUCCCCCUCCACGACGCAAGGCUGGAGGAUCUAGCAAGAAGAAACUCAGUGGUCUUCCCCGGAAGCUACCAAGGGCCAAACCUUGCUCUGACCCCCAUCGCAUCAGGGAACCCGGAGAGGUGGACUUCGACAUUGAAGAGGACUACACUACAGAUGAGGAGGAGACCGUGACUGUCCAUGGAGUGAAGGGUGGAGCCGGGGGCAUCCUGGACCUGCUGAAGGCCAGCAAACAGGUGGCAGGGCUGGACUCUGCUCUCAGUGAGGAAGCGCCAGCCUCUCCCAGCACACGAGAAGCCAUUCAGGGAAUGCUCUCCAUGGCCAACCCUCCCUCCUCUUCCUCCUCUUCUUCGUCGUCCUCCUCUUCCUCCCCUCUCUCUGUCUCUGGAGGGCUGUCUGAGGGACUGGGAUUAGUCAAAGAGAAAGGAGGGAGAGCCGUGUGGGUGACAGGAGACAAUAAGAGCAGAACAGGAAGCGCCUCUAAAGAGAAGACGACGUUCCAGCGCCCCGGGAAACGGCCUGUCAAGCGGCCGGCCCGUCACCUUAGUGAUGAGGAGAGCACAGAUGAGCAGGAGACUCUUGGCACCUGUUUUAAAGACGCAGAGUAUGUCUAUCCGUCCUUAGAGUCUGAUGAGGAGGACCAGGUCAAGAUGAAGAGGAAGAGGAACUGGGGCGACACUCCUUGGAGCCCCAAAGCCCGGGUGACCCCCACCCUGCCCAAACAGGAGCGCCCAGUAAGGGAUGGGGCCAGAGUGGCGUCUGUAGAGACUGGCCUCGCUGCAGCUGCUGCCAAACUGGCACAACAGGAGAUCCAGAAACCCACCAAGAGGAAGUACACCAAAAAGCCCCGCCCUGUUGCCCCACCACAGCCCCCUCAGGCUGAGCUGUCCCCUCCCUCCCCCCCUCCGGCCCCGGAGCCUCCCACCCCUGACUUCAGCCCUGAGCGGAGGAUGGAGUGCUACUCUGCCAGCCUACUGGACCAUGAGUACACGGCAGGCCCUGGCCCGUUCGGCCCUGGAGGCCCCAGAGGGAGUGCUGCUAUGGCUCCUGGGGUGUUCCUCACCUCCAGACGACCCUCCCUCUCCCCCCAGAACAGCAGCACUUACUCCCCAUCAGCAGCCUCCACUGCUGGGCUAGCCAGCCCCGGCAGCACUGGAGCUGGUGGAGGGAAACGUCCAAAGAAAGGACUUGCAACAGCAAAACAGAGACUAGGAAAGAUUCUGAAAAUACACCGCAAUGGGAAGCUUCUCCUGUGAGAGAUGGAUGGAGAAAGAUUUUUAGGAAUGAUUCUCGGAGGAAAGAUGGAUGUAAUUUUAAAGAGAACUUGAAGGACGUGACUGCUUUAAGAGACUGUGUUUAUUUUUUGUUCUAUAAUUCAACUUUUGUUCAUCUGGUGUCCUCACCUAAACCUGUCAUCCACUCAUGUUCCACCCUAUACCCCUUCCCAGUCCCCUUUAAUAAUCAAUCAUUGCUUGAAUCUAUAUAGCGCUUUUCUAGCGCUGAAAUAUUCACAUUCUGCUUUGGUACUCUGCUUUCACAUUUGGGAUUAUUCAUACCUUCAUAUGAAUAUAUUGAGAAGCAUCUCAACAUUUAGUUGGUCAUGCACCGCUCAGAUUAAUGGAAAACAUAUGGUCAAUUAAUUGAUCUGUCUAAUCAUCAAUCAAACCAUUUAAUUUACAUGAAGGAAUCAUGUAUUCAUCAAAUUGGCAAUGAAAAAUGUCUGAAAUCUAUUUUAGUUGAUAAGUGAUAUAACCCAUGAUUCAUUUGACGUGGGUCUACUUUGUGUGCACAAGCGCGCAUGCUUGAAGGCAACGGGGUGAAUGUUUUAAAUGGGAAAUAAUGUAUUUCCUGACAAUUCAGUCAAAUGGGAUUUUGAGUUAGUUUUUAGUUUGAUAUUGACUAAUUUAGUUUGGGAUUAUUUAUUUUCAAAAGCUUUUAUAUUUAUUUUGUGGUAGUCGGAAUGCUUGCCUUUCCAGUUCUGUGUUGUCAUCCAUGUUCUCACCUCACUUUCAACACCUCAAGUUCACUCCAUCUUUUGUAUUUAUUUGACUAAUCUAGGUUAUUCCUUUUAUUCACCACCUGGGUUUUUCUUUUUUUCCCAUGUACAUAGCAACCAAAGCUUUUUAAAGGCACAGUGCAGUCAAACAUGUAUUUUUUCCUGUGUUGUAUAUAUAUUUUCACACAGAGGUUGGAAUAAUAUUGUGAAAAUUAUGAUUAUUCCCUUUUAGUGUACAAGCUGUUUGAAAAGUCCACCUGGAAUUUCAGCCUGUUUUAGUCAGAUGGAGUAUUGGUCUGCCUGGUGACUAAAUCAGUUAAUAGACCAAUAAGAAAGAGUUCCAAACGACUGACAAUAACAGCUAGUUUUCGGUUUUCCCCUCCCCACUCAG